Mesorhabditis belari is the source of this 315-nucleotide messenger RNA. NCBI's taxonomy places the organism in Eukaryota, Metazoa, Nematoda, Chromadorea, Rhabditida, Rhabditidae. The record is from the annotation of a GenBank genome assembly.
AUGGAGGACGAGAUCCCGGAAGUGAGUCUUUUGAGUGCGGCGACGAUUCUUGAAGAUUCGGACUCGAAAAAUGCAUUUUUUCAUCUAAUCAGCUGGGCGUUUCUUUUCUCAACUUUACUCGUCGUAUUUAUCGUGAUGAUUCGAGUGGGUAAAUGCAUUCGUGGCUACUGUCGCGAUUUUGAGCCUCUCAACGACAUCGAGGAAAUUCGAAAGAGAUAUGAAAGACACUGGCAAGAGUUUCAAUUGUUGGAGAACUCGUUGACUCCGCGCAGCUAUGCAUCAACCACAGAAAUGCAGCCGAUCACCAGCUACAUU